ACAACUGUUAGACAGCCAGAGGAGCAUGCUGGAAUUCGUCAAAUUACAAAUGUGUGGAAUGUUAACGGCUCUCAUCCUGCUCUGUUUUGGACAUUUCCAUGUUUAUUCUUCAAGAUGUUCUGUCGGUCGAUUUGGAGAUGAUUGCAGCUUCACCUGUUACUGUGCAAAAAGGGGUUGUGAUCCUGACACGGGUCAGUGUGAUGUAGCUGGGUGUCAGACGGGCUGGACAGGACCCAACUGUUAUGUAGCAGCAAGUAUUUCAUAGAAGGAAAGAGGCAAACCUGUAUAAAAGAGUGUUUCUCAGG
Molecule: messenger RNA, 305 nt
Organism: Mizuhopecten yessoensis (Yesso scallop)
Lineage: Eukaryota; Metazoa; Mollusca; Bivalvia; Pectinida; Pectinidae
Product: protein draper-like
Exons: 3
Coding region: 26-265 (79 amino acids)
Source: RefSeq, a predicted model, not a curated record